AUGGCUCUGGCGAAGAGUGGCUGGCUGUGGAGACAAAGCUCAGUUCUUCGGCGAUGGAAGAGGAACUGGUUUGAUUUAUGGCUGGACGGUAGCCUAUAUUAUUAUCAUGAUGACAAUCGCAAUCAACUGGAAGACAGAAUCCAUCUAAAAAUAAAUUGCUUAAGCGUUAAAGCAGGAUAUGAAUGUGGAUUGCCACCAGAAGAAACCGGCAGGGAAUGUAUGCUGCUGCUUCACCUGAAGGAUGGGUCAAAACUGACACUUAGUGCAGACAGCGCUGAUGAUGCAUUGGCCUGGAAACUGGCUUUCCUGGAAACAAAAUCUAACAUGGUAUCCGUGUAUGAUCCUGCUGAUGAUCAUUACCAGACCAUUGCUCCAGAUGCAUUUAACACCGUCUACAUCAGUCCAAGGAACUGUGGUCAUCCAGGGUCGAGGAUAACCCGUUUGUGGAUCCAUCAGGAACCCAGUUGCAACACAGGAGAACAAAUUGCACUGGGGAUGCUUGUUGGGGCUGUUACAAGCUCUUUGCUGAGAUCACUCAUGUGGGCACCGUGCUGGUUCUAAAACAAUGUUACUGUCAAGGCAAGAAACUGUGCAUUGCUGCAUAAACAUAGAGUACUUUGGUUAUACGAACACU
Amblyraja radiata (thorny skate) is the source of this 634-nucleotide messenger RNA. RefSeq names its product pleckstrin homology domain containing B1 (gene plekhb1). The record is from RefSeq and is a predicted model, not a curated record. Lineage: Eukaryota; Metazoa; Chordata; Chondrichthyes; Rajiformes; Rajidae. Gene Ontology annotation, cellular component: membrane. The coding region runs from base 1 to 561 and encodes 186 amino acids. The transcript is spliced from 6 exons. Gene Ontology annotation, biological process: regulation of cell differentiation.